Messenger RNA from Aspergillus homomorphus CBS 101889, 2173 nucleotides. RefSeq names its product T6SS phospholipase effector Tle1-like catalytic domain-containing protein. The transcript has 2 exons. Lineage: Eukaryota; Fungi; Ascomycota; Eurotiomycetes; Eurotiales; Aspergillaceae. The coding region runs from base 100 to 2037 and encodes 645 amino acids. The record is from RefSeq and is a predicted model, not a curated record.
CUGCGAUCAAUCUGCCUCAACCAUCCACCCCCUUUUCUCGUAUUGGCGGUGAAUCGCGACCAGUGAAUUGUAUGCGAUUCCUUCGUUUACCUUGGAACCAUGGAAGGUGUACCAAUGGGGAUCGGCCCGGCCCCUGUGCCGAAACAUUUUGUUCUGUGCUUCGAUGGAACUGGCAAUAAGUUCUGUGGGGAUGAAUCGGACAGCAAUGUCCUCAAGAUCUUUCGGAUGCUCGAUCGCAGCAAGAGUCAUCAGUUUCACUAUUACCAACCGGGAAUUGGAACCUACGUGACAACCCAUUCUCUCACCAGCCAUGGUCGUUACCAAAGAAUCAGAUCAGCCUACUUGAAGGCCAAGGAUUCUGCAAUUGGCUCCUCCUUUGAUCAGCAUGUCAUGGGCGGGUACAAGUUUCUGAUGCGUUACUAUUCUCCCGGCGACGAUAUCUACUUCAUCGGAUUCAGCAGAGGAGCAUAUAUCGCGCGCUUCCUGGCCGAGAUGCUUGAUUAUAUAGGCUUGCUUGAGGCUGGUAACGAAGAACUGAUCCGCUUUGCAUGGAAGACCUUUGCCAAAUGGCAGCAGCGACGGGAUGACACAGACGAAGAGCGCGAGGAAAAGAAGAAACUCUUCCGAUACAUGAAAGCGUUCCGCGAAACGUUCAGCCGACCGAUUAGUAGGAUCAGGUUCAUGGGUCUAUUCGACACCGUCAACAGUGUACCACGUUUCGAGUCAGCGUGGAUGCAAAGAAGCAAAUUCCCUUAUACCGCUCGUAGCUCAGCCAGGGUGAUUCGACAUGCGGUCGGUAUCGACGAACGGCGAGCCAAGUUUCGUCAGGACUUGAUAUCGGAAGUGAGACCCUGGGCUGCGAAGAAAAAGAGAGAUGCUCACCUAUGGGGGCGCAAGAAGCUUCAUCACCUUCGUCAUCCGGCCGAAAGGCAUGACCACAACAAUGACCCCAAUAAUGUUCCCGCCAUUACAGUAAAUGACGCCAACGGCAACAAGGAGGUUGACGAGGAAACGCAGCAUCACUCAAGACGCGAUCACGAGGAAACGGAGUCGGUCUAUCGCAGCACUAACUGCUCUCGUGAAGACCUCCAUGAUGCGCAUCGAUACCGUGCUCACAUCUCGCCCAGCCCUAAUCGAAAGCUCAGCCUUGCCGUGCCCGACAUGGCGGCUUCCACAGAGGACCUCCAUUCAAUUCGGAGCGGCAAUUCGGGACUAUCACUACAAGGACCUGAAGCAGUGGUGCGGGCCGCUAUGGAUGACGAUGAGGAUGGUGGGCAAGACAUCCAGGAGGUCUGGUUCCCGGGCGGUCAUGCGGAUAUUGGAGGGGGCUGGAAGCUAGGCGAAGAUGAAGUUUGGCCACUGAGCCAUGCUCCAUUAGUGUGGAUGGUCCAGGAAGCACAACGUGCGGGGCUGCAGUUCGACCCCCGGAAACUGAAACAAUUCGAGUGCUGUGAGGAAUUCGACGGAGAAUAUACUCCGAUCCAUGAAAAAACAAUUAACUGGAAUCGCAAUAGCGACUUCUGUCGGGACCCUGUGCAUAACAACGCAGAAGACGGUCAGCCUUCCAGGUUCCGUCCAUAUGCGAAUGAAGGGAACUCGGAAUCGAGCCGCAACUUCAGGGAGGCUCUGCUUUGUUCAAGCACCGAAGGCUUGCUGCACGAUUGUCUGGAGUUCAACAUGGGGCUGCCAGCCAUGUCAGUCCUCACAUGGAAGUUGAUGGAGUAUCUUCCUUUCCGUCGGAUGGACCUUCAGAAGGAUGGCUCAUGGAAGCCUAUCCGGUGGCCACUUCCCUGUGGAGAGGUUCGCGAUAUUCCGAAUGAAGCUCAGAUCCAUGUCUCAGCAAUCCGCCGCAUGAACAAUGACCCCAACUACCGCCCAGGCAAUUUGAUCGUUGGGGGAGGCGGCCGUGGUGUGAAAAGAGCACCCGAGUCGUAUGGCAUUGGUGAGUGGGAGCUCAAGGAUCACGCAGGUGAUCCGGUCCGUGAGAUUUAUGUCCGUAAGAAAGUCUCAAAGAUGUGUGAGGACCAUCAUCACUGAAGUCAGUCAGCCACCAAAGUCAUUUUGCCUUGAAGUACAGUGGCCUGAUUCCAACGUUGAAUAUUCAUAUCUUUUUAGCAGCACCAACUCUUGGCCCAAUGAGUAGCUCAGCCGAGCUCCUAUAUAGCUUUUACCC